Pipistrellus nathusii (Nathusius's pipistrelle) is the source of this 465-nucleotide messenger RNA. Lineage: Eukaryota; Metazoa; Chordata; Mammalia; Chiroptera; Vespertilionidae. The record is from the annotation of a GenBank genome assembly.
AUGGCGGCUCGUGUCCUUUCCUCCUGUGUCCGCCGCCUGCCCGCGGCCUUGGCGUCGCUGCCCCAGCUUCCCACGCUGGCCGCCGCCCGGCCGCUCAGCUCCACGCUGCGCCCCGCGGAGACCCAGCCGAGGCCCCGGGCCCCGGGCGCGGCGCUCGCGCAGGUACCAGGCAGAGUUCCACAGCUGUGCCGCCAGUACAGUGACGCGCCCCCACUGACGCUAGAGGGGAUCAAGGACCGUGUUCUUUAUGUCUUGAAACUCUAUGACAAGAUUGACCCAGAAAAGCUCUCAGUAAAUUCCCAUUUUAUGAAAGACCUGGGCUUAGACAGUUUGGACCAAGUAGAGAUCAUCAUGGCCAUGGAGGACGAAUUUGGUUUUGAAAUUCCUGAUAUAGAUGCGGAGAAAUUGAUGUGUCCACAAGAAAUUGUAGAUUACAUUGCAGAUAAGAAGGAUGUAUAUGAAUAA